Laccaria bicolor S238N-H82 is the source of this 2181-nucleotide messenger RNA. RefSeq lists its product as uncharacterized. The record is from RefSeq and is a predicted model, not a curated record. NCBI's taxonomy places the organism in Eukaryota, Fungi, Basidiomycota, Agaricomycetes, Agaricales, Hydnangiaceae. The transcript has 13 exons. The coding region runs from base 1 to 2181 and encodes 726 amino acids.
AUGUCUGCCUGGACUCCUAUCCUACACCCACUUGCACAAGUCUCAGAGGACCUUGAUAACAUAAUCCAGACUUCACUAAAACAACUCUCAAAGCCAUCAUCAUCAUUGACCCGAACAUCUAUCAAAGAGUGGGAGAGACAACUGAGGGAGCGAAUUUGUGGUCAAGAAACAUACUGGCAUUACAUUCAUGAAUGGCUCAGUAAAUGCACUGGUAUGAGAGAAGUGGAAUACUUGCCACAGCCAGAACUUCUCCAGACCUUUCUGGAUGUUAAUUACCUUAUUUUCCAUGGCCAAACACAGGAGGCAACAUUACUCCUUGCAUCGCUACAGAAAAAUAUUGAUGGUCUUAGGUUUGGAGACAAUGGACUUCAGCAGCACCAGAACAACAGGCUUGAAGAUCUUACUGGGGCUAAUUCCAUCAUUAUUGAAGAUCCAGAGGAAGUUGGUGAUGUUGAAUCUUUGGAGGAAAGUGUAUCCACUCCAGCCUUAUCUGAUCAACAAUCCCCUCCAAGAAAAAGAGCUCGAGUUACAAACACCACAUCCACAGACAGCACUCCUCUUACCUUUGAUGCUUUUGAUGCACAACCCAUUCAUGCUCGAGGUGCUAGUAAAUGGAAUCGCCUUUUGAAGGAAAAUUAUGGAUUUUGGGCUAAAAAAUGCUUACAAUGGGUAACCCAACUCAAUGAAGCCUAUGCUGAAAGAAUAAACCAAGAUCUUAAUCCCAUUCAAGCUGAACAGCAUUAUCAGAAUGUUGUGAAUGUUCUAAGGGAGCUGCGCCAAGUGCAAAAAUCAGUUUAUCAAAUGCCUGAAUGGAUUCAGACUGUCAAGGCCUCAAAUCUUCCACAGAGUGUUCAUCAGUGGAGUGAUCCAAGAGGACUAGCCUUGUGGAAAGCAGAUUUUGUCAAAAAACUAUUCCGCAAAAAUCGCAUCUCGGAAACUCUAAGUCUUGUGAUACACUCCUGGAUUCCUAUUGAAGAAAAAAACGCCUGGGAAGAAAGCACAGUUGACUAUCCUGUACUCAAAACAAAACCAACCUGGAGUAAAGUGUCUACAGGAAAAGAGCUUAUCAGAGCUCUUUUGAAAUAUCCUGACAUGAUUCCCAGAGAUGCAUAUCCAUCUUCAGUUUACUCAUUCCUUAAUCUCAGAAACUUCCAAUUUGCAAUCAAAUAUUGGCUAGGUUAUGCACUAGAAGCCAAACAAUAUGAUACAACCUCUCUGACCAACCCAGAUACCAAUGAACAAAUUUAUCGUGAUGCAUUGACACAUAUUCAAAAUAUCAUGCAACACCAAAACAACAACAACAACAAAACCGAUCCCAUUCUGAAACUUAUAUUUCAGCGAACUCUUGAUUUUCUUCAAUUAAGAAAGAAGAUUUCUGGGCAUGUUCUACAAAAUCGACAGGGACUGAAUUCACCUUGCAAAACAUGCAACAAUCUACCAGUGGAAGAACAGUGCAUUCAAACCAUUUAUGUUGAUUCUUCCAAAGUGGUUGAUCCAUCGGUGAUCGGGUGUGGUGUUUCUCUAGCACCUCCUGAGAUUCAACUUGAACCAUUAAAGAACCCACAUGCAAAACCUGGUUCACAACCUAAACCAAUCCUGAAGCCUGAGGAUCCAUGUUUGAAACUUGUCAGAAUUGAGCCUAACCUCCAGAUAAUUGAAAGAUGUGGGCUUCAAGUUUUUCUGAUGUGUGAUAAGACAAGUAAAGAAACGCUUGAUUUUUGGGUACACAAUGCUUUUGACAAAGACACUCUUUGCCAAUUAGUGGACCAUCAUUCCAAGCUUAGCAAUGUGAAAAAAAUCAACCGGGGAAAGAAAUUUGAAUCAUAUAGUAUGGGUAAAAUGAUGGGCCAUGGUUCAAGAGCUGCAAUGGGUGGUGCAUCUGGAGACAGUUACACUUUUUAUGCAGGCAUGGAGGCAAUCACCCAGGAAGAUAUAAAUGCACUCUUCAACUCAGCAGAGGAUUCUAUGGUCAUGUCUGAGAUUGCACGGCUUUUUCAUCAUCCUCUUUACCAGGAGUUAAAGGAAGCCUCAGCUGCUGGAGAUCGACUUGGCACCUCUGGUGCAACACUCUACAGCUGCAAUAACUACACAAGUCCACUGCACUGUGAUGAUGAUGCAACACGCGGUCUCUGUGCACAAUAUCAACUUCAAGCAAUCUCAAAGUUCCUUGUGGUCCUUUGA